UCUCCUCCGACUCCACGCUUCCAGCUGGCCGAGCCCAGAGCCCGGCUUCUGCCUCCCGCGGUGCAGCAUCGAGGCGUCCCACGUGGGAAUCCUGCUUCUCUACUCCCUAGUCGCAUUGGGACGCUCAGGCAUAUGCUGCAUGAGCUCCCACCAUGGAGAAACUUCGUGGGCAUUUUUAUGGCAACCCAACUAUCCUCUCCUUGGAGAACCGGUGCUUGGCCACACUACCUGAUGUGAACACCAGAGAGAAGUGCUCUGGGCCUGUGGCUGCCCAUUCAGACACCCUUUCCUUGGAGAACCGAUGCCUGGCCCUCCUCCCGAGUCUCCAGAGCACUAUGUCUGCCAGCCCCUUGCUCCAGCAUCUCCAGAUACCUCACCUGGCGAGGACUGAUCUGUGUAGCUUGAAUGUCAACAGUAAACUCUUCUCUGAGUCUUUCCCCUGGAGGGAUCAAUGCCUCUCUUCAGGACAAGAGCUUCUAACCUUCUCCAGGACCACGGAAUCUACCUCUGCCACAAAGAGUACUCCAGAAGCAACUUUGGGUCAUUGGUCCCUUUCUGAAGAAGCGAAAAAGACAGAAACAGCAAAAGGAGAAGAGGCUCAAAUGCCUUUUUACCAUCUAAGCUUGGGAGAGGACGCCGAGAGGAAGGAGCUGGCCCUGAAGCUCUCAUCUGAAGACUCCAAACUUCCUCUUGAGCCCAAAGACCAGACCCUUCAGGAGAAGAAGAUGCUGCUAAUAAGUUUCCUGUGCUGUAGCCUGGUGUCGAAUGGAACCAUGAAAACAGGAAGUAACUCUUUCCAGACUUCCCUCCUUGAGAUCUGUAGGAAACUUGCCCCCUUGGAACCUGAGUUUAUCCUCAAGGCGGCUUUGUACACCAGGCAGGAGUUGAAUAUGCGGGAUCCAGCCAACCAUCUGUUGGCCAUUGCCGCCUUCUUGCCAGCCUGUCGCCCCCACCUGCGAAGAUAUUUCUGUGCUGUUGUCCAGCUGCCUUCGGACUGGAUCCAGGUGGCUGCUUUCUACCAGAGACUGUCGGAGGAACAGGCGAGCAAGCCAUUGUCCCUGCCUGCCUGCCUGCGCGCUGCAAUGACGGACAAAUUCGCCCAGUUUGACGAGUACCAGCUGGCCAAGUACAACCCCCGGAAGCACCGGGCCAAGAAGCGGCCCCCAAAGCCCCCACGCCCUCCAAAGUCUGGCCGUCCAUUUUCUGAGACCCAGCGCUGUUUACCAAGGUUCCUUCGAUCUCUAACAGAGGAGCAGAAGAAGUUUGAGGCAGCCUACAAUGCAGUGCCAGAGAAACACCAGCCAAGGUUCACCCUCAAGAAGCUGGUACAGCGACUGCACAUCCGGGAGCCUGCCCAGCAUGUCCAAGCGCUGCUGGGCUACAGAUACCCCUCCAACAUACAGCUGUUUUCUCAAAGUCACCUCCCCGGGCCAUGGGAUUCUAGCAAAGCUGGGAAACGGAUGAAGCUCCCUCGGCCGGAGACCUGGGAGCGAGAGCUGAGCCUGCGGGGGAACAAGGCUUCUGUCUGGGAAGAGCUCAUCGACAGCGGGAAGCUUCCCUUCAUGGCCAUGCUGCGGAACCUCUGCAGCCUGCUGCGCGUUGGGAUCAGUGCCCAACACCACGAACUCAUUCUCCAGCGACUCCAGCACCCGAAAUCAGUGAUCCACAGUCGGCAGUUUCCAUUCAGAUUCCUUAAUGCCCACGAUUCCAUCGAUAAACUUGAGGUUGAACUCAGGGAUAAAGCAUCCCCAUUUCCUUCGAACACACAACUGAUGGGAAAACUCAUGAUUCGAAUCUCAAAAUGUGCCCGCACAUACGUUGCUCGGGGGCAGCUUAUGAACCUAAAACGCCGGGAACUUCGAACAGCGAUGAUGGUGCCUAUGAUAUAUGAGCAGUUCAAGCGGGAGAAGGCCAGACUACACAAGGUCAGACAGCGGACAUAUGAUGGCGUGAUGCUGGCUCGGUACAAGCAGGCCCUGGAGACAGCCGUGAACCUGUCCGUGCAGCACAGCCUGCCCCCGUUGCCAGGCCGCACCCUCCUGAUCUACCUGACUGAUUCGAAUGCAGACAAACUCUUCCCCAAGAGAAACUCAGAAGGGCCCCCUCUGAACUAUGUGCUGCUGUUGAUUGGAAUGAUGAUCGCUCGGGCGGAGCAGGCAGACCUCUUGCUGUGUGGCGGAGGCACUUUGAAGACAGCGGUGCUGAAGGCCGAGCAAGGGAUCCUGAAGACUGCCAUUGAGCUCCAGGCUCAAGUUCAGGAGUUGGAAGAGAAUGAGGAGUGGUCUGUGGAUACUUUGGGAAAGUACCUGCUGUCACUGGCUGUCCAAAGGGUCCCUAUGGAUAGGGUCAUCGUUUUUGGCCAAGAUACAAAUCACAAAUGGGUAAAUGCAGCUAAACAGCUUAUCUGGCGACAUGUGAAUUCCAAGUGCCUUUUUGUUGGUGUUGACCUGCGUGGGCGCCCAUACUGGUUACCAGAUGCGAACCCCAAUGAUGUGACACUCACAGGCUGUACUGAUGGGAUACUAAAGUUCAUUGCACAGCGCGGGGCCUCCCGUCUUCUAGAACAUGUGGGCCAGAUGGACAGAAUCUUCAAGAUCCCACCCCCGCCAGGACAGGCAGGGCUCCUGCCUCUCAGGCCGCUGGAAGAGAACACUCCAAGCCCCGUGGCUCCUGUUUCCCAGCACGGAUGGCGCAGCAUCCGCCUCUUCAUCUCGUCCACGUUCCGGGACAUGCACGGGGAGCGCGACCUGCUGCUGAGGAUGGUGCUGCCGGCCCUGCAGGCCCGCACAGCGCCCCACCGCCUCAGUCUGCACGCCAUCGACCUGCGCUGGGGCGUCACCGAGGAGGAGACCCGGAGGAACAGACAGCUGGAAGUGUGCCUCCGGGAGGUGGAGAACUCGCAGCUGUUCGUGGGGGUGCUGGGCUCGCGCUAUGGCUACAUCCCCCCCAGCUACAGCCUGCCUGACCAGCCGCACUUCCAGUGGGCCCGGCAGUACCCGCCAGGGCGCUCGGUGACGGAGAUGGAAGUGAUGCAGUUCCUGAACCGAAGCCAGACCUCUGUCCCAGCGCUCAUCUACUUCCGGGAUCCCAGCUUCCUCAGGUGUGUGCCAGAAACCUGGAAAUCCGACUUUAUCCCUGAGUCUAAAGAGGCUGCACAUCGGAUCACAGAACUGAAGAGCCACCUGAGCAAACAGAGCGAGGUCACCUGCCGCAGAUACUCUUGUGAGUGGGGGGGUGUAGCAGCUGGCCGACCCUAUGUUGGGGGACUCGAGGAGUUUGGGAAGCUGGUUCUGCAGGAUGUGUGGAAUAUGAUUCAGGAGCUUUACCUACAGCCCGGGUCCCAGCUGGAGCAGCCAGUGUCCACCCCUGAUGACGACUCGGUCCAGGCCACCUUCCAGCAGCUGCAGAGCCCACCCAGUUCUGCCCGGCCACGCCUGCUUCAGGACACAGUGCAGCAGUUGAUGCAGCACCGGGGGAGGCUAAGCCUGGUGCUCGGGCAGCCAGGGCAGGGCAAGACCGCCUUCUUGGCAUCCCUUGUGUCAGCCCUGCAGACUCCCGACGGGACCAGAGUGGCCCCCCUGGUCUUCUUCCACUUUUCAGGUGCCCGGCCUGACCAGUGUCUUGCUCUGACCCUGCUCAGACGUCUCUGUACCUAUCUGCAUAGCCAUCUGCAAGAGUCCAGCGCCCUCCCCAAUACCUACCGAGGGCUGGUCUGGGAGCUACAGCAGAGGCUGCUGCCUGAGUGUGCUCAGUCCCUGCACGCCGGCCAGAGCCUGGUGCUGAUCAUCGAUGGGGCGGACAGGCUGGUGGACCAGAACAGGCAGCUGAUCUCAGACUGGAUCCCGAAGUCCCUGCCUCGGAGGGUACACCUGGUGCUGAGCGUGUCUAGUGACACGAGCCUGGGGCAGAGCCUGGAGCAGAGCCAAGGUGCCCACCUGAUAGCUCUGGGGCCCCUGGAACCAUCUGCCCGGAGCCGGAUGGUGAGAGAGGAGCUGGCUCUCUAUGGGAAGCGGCUGGAGGAGUCAGCUUUCAACAACCAGAUGCGCCUACUGCUGGUGAAACGUGGGUCAGCCCUGCCACUCUACCUGCGCUUGGUCACCGAUCACCUGAGGCUCUUCACACUCUAUGAGCAGGUGUCUGAGAGACUCCGGACACUGCCCGCCACUGUCCCCCUGCUGCUGCAGCACAUCCUGAACACCCUGGAGCAAGAGCAUGGCCCUGAAGUCCUUCCUCGAGCCUUGGCCGCCCUAGAGGUCACACGCAGUGGUCUGACUGUGGACCAGCUGCAUGGCGUGCUGAGUGCAUGGAGGACACUGCCCAAGGAGGGCAUGACCUGGGAAGAAGCAAUGGCUACCAGCAACAGUGGGAACCCCUACCCCAUGGGCCCGUUUGCCUACCUCGUCCAGAGUCUGCGAAGCUUACUAGGGGAGGGUCCCCUGGAGCGUUCAGGCGCCCAGCUCUGCCUCCCCGACGGGCCCCUGAGAACAGCAGCGCAACGUCGCUACCGGAAGAGGGUGGGGCUGGGGAGCACAGCUCACCUCCUCAUUGCAGCUCAGCUCUGGAAGGCCUGUGACCACGAUGCCUCAGGCACCUUCCGAAGUUGCCCUCCUGAGGCUCUGGGAGACCUGCCUCACCACCUGCUCCAGAGCGGGAACCGUGGCCUUCUUGCAAAGUUCCUCAGCAACCUCCACGUGGUGGCCGCACACCUGGAGCUGGGUCUGGUCUCCCGGCUCCUGGAGGCGCAUGCCCUCUAUGUUUCGUCUGCCCCCAAAGGAGAGCAGGAGCUCCCUGAUGCUGAUGUUAGUGUGUUUCGUGCCUUCCUGAGGCAGCAGGCCCCGGUCCUCAGCCAGUACCCACUCCUCCUAUACCAGCAGGCGGCCAACCAGCCUCCCGACUCGCCUGUCUGUGGGCAAGCCCCACAGCUCUCCCAGCGGUGGCAGCUCCCCCAGGCAUUGCGGUGGCUUAAUAAGCCUCAGACCAUGGGCGGCCGGCAGAGCCCUGGGCUGUCUCUGCCGCUUUCCUCGUCCCCUACAGCCGUGGCCUUCUCCCCCAGUGGGCGAAGAGCAGCUGUGGGUACUGCCAAUGGGACUGUUUACCUGUUGGACCUGAACUCCUGGCAGGAGGAGAAGGCGGUGGUGAGUGGCUGUGAUGGGAUCUCGUCCUGCCUGUUCCUCUCAGACACCUCCAUCUUUCUCACUGCCUUUGACGGGCUCCUGGAGCUCUGGGACCUGCAGCACGGGUGUCGGGUGCUCCAGACCAAGGCUCACCAGCACCAAAUCACGGGCUGCUGCCUGAGUCCAGACCGCCGGCUGUUCGCCACGGUGUGCUUGGGAGGGUGCCUCAAGCUGUGGGACACAGUCCGAGGGCAGCUGGCCUCCCAGCACACCUGCCCUAAGCCCCUCAACUGCAUUGCCUUCCACCCAGAUGGGCACGUGAUUGCCACAGGCAGCUGGGCUGGCAGCUGCAGGUUUUUCAAAGCAGAUGGGCUCAAAGUCACCAAGGAACUAGGGGCCCCGGGAGCCUCUGUCCGUACCCUGGCCUUCAACGUGUCCGGGCAGGUUGUGGCUGUAGGCCGGCUGGAUAGGAUGGUGGAGCUGUGGGCCUGGCAAGAGGGGGCUCGACUGGCUGCCUUCCCUGCCCACCAAGGCACUGUUGCUGGCACUCUUUUCCUGCGUGCUGGGAGCCAGUUGGUGACGGCCGGAGAGGAUGGCAAGGUCCAGGUGUGGUCAGGGUCUCUGGGCAGGCCCCGUGGGUGCCUGGGCUCCCCUUCUCUCUCUCCUGCCCUGGCUGUGGCUCUCAGCCCAGAUGGCAAUCGGGUGGCUGUUGGGUACCGAGCUGAUGGCAUUAAGAUCUACAGAAUUGCUUCAGGCUCCCAGCAGGUCCAGUGUCAAGCACUCCGCGUGGCGGUGUCUGCGCUGGCCUGGCUCGGCCAUGAGGUUCUGGUGAGUGGCGCUGAAGACGGGUCCCUGCAGGGAUGGGCUCUCAGGAACAGCUCCCUCCAGCUGCUCUGGCUCCUGUCCGUACACCAGAAGCCUGUGCUGGGCCUGGCUACUUCCCAAGACCUCUUGGCAUCUGUCUCAGAGGAUUUCACCGUGCGGCUAUGGCCCAGGGAACCCCUGACCCAGUCACCAAAGGCAGGUGGAUUUCCUGGUGCCACUGAACUCCGAGGACACGAGGGUCCUGUAACCUGCUGUAGCUUCAGCACAGAUGGAGGCAGCCUGGCCACUGGAGGCAGAGAUCGGAACCUCCUAUGCUGGGACGUGAGGGCCCCCGGGGCACCCAUUCUGACUCGGUCCUUCUCUGCCUGCCACCGUGAUUGGGUCACUGGCUGUGCCUGGACCAAAGACAACAAGCUGGUCUCCUGCUCCAAUGAUGGCUCUGUGGGGCUGUGGGACCCUGGGUCAGGACAACGGCUUGGCCAGUUCCUGGGCCAUCAGCAUGCCGUGAGCGCAGUGGCAGCCAUGGAGGAACAUGUGGUGUCUGUGGGCCGGGAUGGGACCCUGAAAGUGUGGGACCAUCAGGGCGUGGAGCUGACAAGCAUCCCCGCACACUCAGGACCCAUCAGCCAGUGUGCAGCUGCCCAGGAGCCACGUGCAGAUGGCCAGCCCGGGUCAGAGCUUCUGGUGGUGACUGUUGGACUGGAUGGAACCACCAGGUUGUGGCAUCCUCUCUUGGUGUCUCAGACACACACCCUCCUGGGACACAGUGGUCCAGUCAGUGCAGCUGCUGUCUCCGAUGCUUCAGGCCUCCUGCUGACGGCCUCAGAGGAUGGCUCUGUGCGGCUCUGGCAGGUACCUGAGGAAGCAGAUGACACGCACAGACGUAAGAGUCCUGUAGCCAUCACUGCUGUGGCCUGGGCCCCAGAUGGCCUUAUGGCAGUGUCUGGGAAUGAAGCCGGGGAACUGACCCUGUGGCAGGCAGCAAAGGCUGUGGCCACUGCACAGGCUCCGGGCCGUGUCAGUGCCCUGAUCUGGUACUCGGCACACACCUUCUUCGUUCUGAGUGCUGAUGAGAAACUCAGCGAGUGGCAAGUGGAACUGCAGACAGGCUCAACACCUAGAAGCUUCAGCCUUCGCCUGAACCGCGUUCUGCAGGAGAACAUGGGGGUCCUGUCAGGGAUGGGCCUAGCCCCUGAUGGUCACUCUCUCAUCCUGGCCAAGGCAAAUUUGGAAUUGCUACUCAUGAUGCCAGGGGAUGAUCCCUCUGAAAUCUGGAGCAGCUAUUCCACAAAUGGUCUUACAAUGAUAUCCACCCACAAGGAGUAUGGUGUGUUUGUCCUGCAAUCGAUGGCCCCUGACAUGUUUUCUUUCUUGAAACAAAAGGAAUCAGGAAAGUUUGGAGAGAGCCUGGACUUCGAUCUAGACUUCGAAAACCCUAGCGGAGCCCCAAUACAGUUGACUCAGGCGAAACCCGAAUCUGAGUCCUCGUUUCUGUGUGCCAGCUCGGAAGGGAUGCUGUGGAGCAUGGCCAAAUGCAGCCCUGAAGGAGAGUGGACCUCGGGUAACAUCUGGGAAGAACCCCACACCCAGAAGCAAGGGACAGACUCGUCUGCAUCCUCGGAGGCCAGUGGCAGCUUGGACUCCUGGCCAAGAAACCCAUGUUUAAGGACACGUCAGCGUAGAAAGAUCCAUUCGGGCUCUGUCACAGCCCUCCAUGUGCUGCCCAACUUGCUGGUGACAGCUUCAAGGGACAGAGAUGUGAAGCUGUGGGAGAGAGCCAGUAUGCAGCUGCUCGGCCUGUUCCACUGUGAAGGAGCGGUGAGCUGCCUGGAACCUUGGCUGGGCCCUAAUUCUACCCUGCAGCUCGCUGUGGGAGAUGCACAGGGCAAUGUGUACUUUCUGUCCUGGGAGUGAUGCUGCAACUUAAACGAUGCCUCGUGUGCUAGAGACACAAAGCCCGAAGACACCUGCUCUUGUUGAAAAUGACCAAAUAAAGUGCCAGGAAAUUUCAA
Molecule: messenger RNA, 7951 nt
Organism: Echinops telfairi (small Madagascar hedgehog)
Lineage: Eukaryota; Metazoa; Chordata; Mammalia; Afrosoricida; Tenrecidae
Gene: TEP1
Product: telomerase associated protein 1
Exons: 55
Coding region: 153-7853 (2566 amino acids)
Biological process (GO): telomere maintenance via recombination
Cellular component (GO): telomerase holoenzyme complex
Molecular function (GO): telomerase activity; telomerase RNA binding; protein binding
Source: RefSeq, a predicted model, not a curated record